Saccoglossus kowalevskii is the source of this 1477-nucleotide messenger RNA. RefSeq lists its product as uncharacterized. The record is from RefSeq and is a predicted model, not a curated record. NCBI's taxonomy places the organism in Eukaryota, Metazoa, Hemichordata, Enteropneusta, Harrimaniidae.
CUCACCAUAAUCGGCAGCUGGUAUGGAGAGAAGAUGACACAGACAAAAGGAAGUCGAAAACGCUCAAGAAGCCUAGAAGAUGACGUGGAACUGUUUCCAGUCCCGAAAAGAGUGCACGACGGCCUGGCAGAUCGUUCCAUUCCCAGUCCACUUUUGAAUGGACAUGCUGCAGAAUUCAAUGGAAAUAGUCAAAACCAUGGAUGUAUGGAUGGUAGCAGUUUUCAAAAUGGAAUAGGAUCUAGUUCAUCGGUGCAGAGUUCACCUGGUCUUCCACAGAGUAAUUGUCUCCAUGGUAACCAAUGCAAUCACGUAACGCCUGGUACAUCUGGGAUGAAUGCAGGACUAUCGAGUCACCAUGAUGCUGUGCAUUCUAAUGCAAACAAUAGUCACUAUGAUCAAAUUAAUCAAAUUCUACGAGAAGCACAUUUUCAAAGGAAGGCGAGAAAACAUUCUCAUAUCUCGGAAGAUAUAUCAUAGCAGUUUAAUUAUUAAUUAUGUUUACAAGAUAUUUAUGUGUGAAAUAUCUUUCAUUUACUGUUGAUAUUCUGUUAUAUUUUGUGGUGUUGAAAUCUUAGGAAAUAACUCCACCUCCAAAGAGACUGGAUUCCAGGUUGCAUUUUUUCUUACAUCACUGUCUCGUUUUAAGCACGCACUUCAGCAAUGCAAAAAAAAUUUGUAUUUCAGAAGCGUCCUAAAAAAGUCUAGAUUAAUAUUUCUGGUUUUCAGAUACUUGUUGUCUCAAGGAUUCAUUCUGUCACUUUCUCAAAUAGAAGAACUUUAAACAUGUAGAUACCUCACUAGUUUGUACCUUCAAUUUCCUUAUUUUUAAAUAAUUGAGAAUAAUCAGAUAAUCACCUGUCUCUGGUGUACCCCACCCUCCCUCUUUUUCAACCCCUCGCACAUUUUGAAAAUCUAACCUGGAAUCCUUGGCCUAUGAUCAGUACAUGUGCAAUGUCUUUUCAUUGAUGCCAUGUCCUGUGGCAAGUUUUGGCAUGCAUCAAGUCUUACCGAUAUUACAAUGAUAUGUACCCUUUUUACAACAAUAAUAGUUGAUUACCGGUAGUUACCCUUGUUGAACAGUUGAAAUUUGCCUUUAUCAAAACGCUGGUAGGCAAUUCUGAAACUUCAGAUGUGCAUAUUUUUUUUUUUCAUACCGCACUACUUAUUUAUAGUGCUGGUUCAUACCCAAAUCAAAUUCUCAAAAAAUCUUGUUAAGGCAAUAUGGUGAACAGAAAACAAAACUUGAUGACAUACUUUGACAAAAAUACCCCCAAAAUGGUAUAAAACUGACACGUAUACAGAAUUAUUUAAUUUCAUGAUGAAAGCUGAAAGUGUAUUUUAUUUAAAACUGUUAUUCAGUUAGUUGUUGCUUUCAGAAUAUCCAGAUUAUAAAUGUACACAAGUUGCAUGUGAAAUAAUAUUUGGGCUUUGCAAAAAAAAAAAAAAUUCAUUAAAUUUGUAAAUCUGAUGUCUUAAA